Messenger RNA from Lactuca saligna, 450 nucleotides. Lineage: Eukaryota; Viridiplantae; Streptophyta; Magnoliopsida; Asterales; Asteraceae. The record is from the annotation of a GenBank genome assembly.
AUGGCUCCAACCGUCAAAAGAGGAAAGAUUAAAGCUCAAGUGUACAACGAGGUUUCCGAUAUUGUCGCUUCAAUUGCCAUCAAAAUAGUGGAAACCCUUGGUUUCAUCAAGAAGAACCCUGUCAUCACCACUAACAACAACGACAACGAUGGCAGCGAUGGAGACGACGGCGGAGGUGAAUCUCCUCCUCCUCCAAACAACACCGAAUUCCGAUCAAUUUCUGAUAUCCCAAUGGCUCCAUCAAUCAAAAGAGGAAAGAUCAAAUCUCAAGUGUACAACGACAUUUCUGGUGUUGUCGCUUCAUUCGCCACCAAAACAGUCGAAACCUUUGCUUUCAUCAGGAACACCACCACCACCACCACCGGUGACAAUAACAACGACGGCGGCGAUGGAGACCCCAACGGAGGUGGAUCUUCUCCGCCUCCAAACAACAACAACAACAGUCCAUAA